Molecule: messenger RNA, 1250 nt
Organism: Zeugodacus cucurbitae (melon fly)
Lineage: Eukaryota; Metazoa; Arthropoda; Insecta; Diptera; Tephritidae
Gene: Loxl1
Product: lysyl oxidase homolog 2A
Exons: 3
Coding region: 110-1195 (361 amino acids)
Biological process (GO): peptidyl-lysine oxidation
Cellular component (GO): membrane
Molecular function (GO): protein-lysine 6-oxidase activity; copper ion binding
Source: RefSeq, a predicted model, not a curated record
UAUUGUGUUAAACAAGCUGCAGCGAGCAGAACAGCUUUAAGACUGGAGUCAUUGAACUUAUCCGGCAGUUGGUUUACACCAGUUGUUAAGUUCACUUCAUACAGAAAGCAUGAAACAGUUUCAUCCGUGUUCCCAGUUUAUAACGACAAUCGUCAUUGUAUUACUGCUGCGCCACAAUGACGAUCCACAAGCACUGUCGAGUAAGUACCAAAAUUUGAAGGUCCGAAUAACAUCAAAUAAUCCGAUAAGAAACCCGCGUGAGGGACGUGUUGAGGUGAGUUUGGAUGGCGGUGCCAAAUGGGGUACACUCUGCAGCUCAAUGUGGAGCUUUCGUGAGGGCAAUGUUGUUUGUCGACAACUUGGUCUUGGCUAUGCGGCCAUGGUUAAUCAAACAACCAGUUUUGGUGAUAGCAAGAAGUAUCCUUGGGCCAUGAUGGGCACUCUGUGUCGUGGUAAUGAGCAACGUUUGUCGGACUGUAGGCGUGAGCCCACAUACCCGCGCAAUUGUACAGCCGGCAAUCUUAAUGUAGCAGUUGUACGUUGUGUGCCGCAGAGUGCUGACUUGACUUUGGGUUUGCGUGACAUUGAGACCUCAGCGCGUCUCGACUUGGCGCCGAUGACACGCCUUGAAUGUGCGAUGGAGGAGAAUUGUGUCUCGGCCGAAGCUUAUGUCAUACGACGCACAAAACCGAAUGCGAUACGUAAUCUUUUGCGUUUCACAACCAAAGCGGAAAAUGUGGGCGAUGCGGAUUUCAGCCCCUAUGCGAAUUACAAAGACUGGGAGUGGCAUCAGUGCCAUCAACACUAUCACAGCAUGAAUGUAUUUGCGACUUUCGAUGUCUACGAUUUGCGUUACAAGAAAGUGGCGGAGGGACACAAGGCCUCAUUCUGUCUGAUGGACACAAGUUGUGUACCGGGUGUUAGACCAAAAUACACCUGUGGCAAUGAGACGCAAGGCAUUUCCAUUGGCUGCUCUGAUUUGUACACCGCCGACUUGGACUGUCAAUGGGUCGAUGUUACUGGCUUACCGAUAAAUCAAUAUUAUAUUCUUCGCGUUGCCAUCAAUCCUGAAUAUAAAAUUGGCGAACGUACAUUUGAGAACAAUGGUGCUGAGUGCAUUAUACAUUAUACGGGCAAGCCGGCGACAACAAGAAUCACGAAUUGCCGACGUACGCCCUUGUGGUUUAACGUUUAAUAUUUUUAAAUUACUAUCAAAUACUUUAACGUUUGGAAUAAACUUUUAAAAUAUG